AUGGAGUUCAAAGUUCUGCCACUUGAGAAAUGGACUGAAAACCAUGUGAAGUCCUGGUUGGAAUCAGUAGGAUUGAAAGAACAAUACAUACAGAAACUUUAUGAAGAUGAAGUUACAGGGCCAGUUCUCAUGGGGAUAACAAAAGACUUUCUGAAAGACGAGACUGGUAUGAAACCUGGUCAAAUCGAGCUUCUUUUGAAUAAAAGAAAUGAACUGUUAAAAUCUCUACAACAGCACGAGACACAAAGCAAUGAGCUCCAGAAGAAAGAAGCAAAGGAUUCCCCUGCUGAAAAUAAAAAACCACAAGCAGAAAAGAAGAAUCAGAAUAUGAGCAUGGUGAAGGAACCAGGUCCUGCAAAGGAAGAGAGCAGUAUAGAAAAAACAAAAACUGGCAGUGAGUCAUCAUGUAAGAGAGACUGUAACCCUCGGCCAUUUGAUACAGAGGACAUAGACUUUAAAUAUGUGCAGCACACAGUCCUACAGCCAGAAUCAGGAAUCAUAGACCGAAUCACACCCUGUCAUGAGUAUAAGUCUUUUGCCACUGCUGCACUGUUAGAUAGAACUAAAUUGCAAGCAAAGUUUGCAAACGAGGUUCUCAGAUUUGCCUGUGGUUGUAUGAAUGUUCGUACAAACGGCACAAUACACUUUGGUGUCAUGGACAGUGUGGAAAAUACUAGUCAUGUACAUGGAGAAAUAAUUGGUGUACCUGUGAAUGACAGAGACUUCUAUGUUGAUGCAUUGGAUUACAUAGAGAGAUGUUUCAAGACCCCUUCUGAAAAAGAAGAAGCGCGGCUCUGUAUAAGGCUGCCAAAGUUCACAGAAGUCAUUCACAGAGACAGCCAAUUAAAACGCUGGGUGAUUGAGGUAGAUAUUGUACCCACAGUAAAGACCGUGCGAGGUAAAGUAUACUCAGUUUGUCUACCUAAAUUUAAUGAAAAAUCAAAUAAGAUUGAACUUGACAAGAAAACAGUCUAUCGCAGAGUUGGGGCCAAGACAGAACCAAUCAGUGAAGAAGAUAAGGUUGCGUUUAUUCUUGGUAUGCCAGACAGGGACAAGAGAAGGGAAGAAGCAGAAUCCACAAGUCAUCAAAAUCCAUCACUGAAUUCUGAAGAUCUGGGAAGAAAGCUGACUCUGCUUUUAACUUGCGGCAAGAAAUGUAUAGAUAAUUCCAUAAGGUACAUUCUUGUCACAAACAAAUGGGAAGCUGACAGUUUGGAGUGUAUCAACUUUUUACUGAACAUGAAUAUCUUCUGUGUAUUUGAUUUUGACCCAGAUUCGAAAUCAUCUGGAUUGUGUAGUCAGUAUGAGCAGCACCAUGCAGCCAGCCUGCACUUCUUGCAGGAUUACACCAACGAAAGUGGGCUGAGCACCAGUGAGUUUAUAAAGCACUUGCACUUGUUUGAGCAAACCAGUUGGAUAUUCUGCAAUGGGCGCAGUGAUUACCUUGGUGAUGAAAAUUCCUGUGAUGAAAUGACAUGGAUCAAAACCAAGAAAAAACACCUAAGAAAGGCAAUAUCGAUGAUUUGCAAUGAAAUUCUUCCAACGGGCUCGUUUGUUGUCAUUUUUCUUUUGAUGUCUCCUGUUGAACAGCCACUUGUUCAUACUUUCCAUGAAUUUUAUGUUGAAAUGAAUGGCAAUGACUAUAUAGUUUCCAUUUCAGAAUCAAAGGAAAAUUAUACCAAGUGGGCCAGUCAAGCACAGGCUUCUUGCAGCCCUGAAACACUUAAUUUUGCAAGCAUAGUUGGAAUGAAAAUGAGCCAUGUAGAUGAAACAGUCCAAAGCAUACAGCCCAUUCAGACACGGACAACCAAACAUUUAAGGGUCUUUAACAAGGGGUUGUGUUCACUCAAAAGUGUUGAGGAAGAAAGAAAGUUUUCCCUGGAAAUACUGAGUGUUGAUCAAUGUGAUGAUAUCAAAAGUGUUGAUGAGGACUUUAUCAAAAAUACUGAAAGGUAUUUUUAUCAAGGAGGAAAAGUACGCUGGGAACAUUUUUGGCUAGCAGACAACACACAUUGUGGUGAAAUCAUUCUUCGUGAUGCAUACAGAGAUGUAGCAAAAAUUUUAGAUGACAUUUUAAAAUGGAAUCCACCGAAAAAAUCUGUGGAAAGAAUCAACAUAUACCAUCAUCCAGGCAGUGGUGGAAGCACUGUUGCACGACAGCUGCUUUGGAACUUCAGAGGGGAUCUGAGAUGCGCAGUUGUAAAACCUUCUUACCCUGUUACAACAGUCUGUGAGCAUGCCAUCCAGUUGCGAGAAUACGAGGAAAAGGACAGAAAUAAUUGUCUUCCAGUUCUCUUGUUGGUGGAAGACUGUGAUGAAGAAUACCUUGAUGAUGUGAGGCACGAAUUAGCAAAUGCCAUUGCCUCUAUGAAGAUCAAUCCAUCAACAUUAUGCUUUAUUCUGUUGAGCUGUAAAAGAUCUAAUGAUCCUGAAAAGAUGUACCGGGCCCUACCAUUACAAACAGUUGCUGUCACACACAAACUGACUGAGAAGGAAAAGAAAUUGUUUGCUCAAAAACGUAGGAACCUUGAACAACAGUACGAACCACAGUUCAUCCUGACUUUUGUUUUAAUGAGUGAAGAAUUUGAGGAACAGUACAUUAAAGACUUUGUGGAACAUUUGCUACAAGAUAUAGAUCAUUUAUCUCCUGUAACUCGCCUAAUCGGGUAUGUUGCAUUACUCAAUUGUUACGUGCAGAACUCCUACAUCCCAGUAUCUCACUGUGAAGCUUUUUUGGGGUUAGGAGUACAAAAUGAUAAAGUUCGACAGCAUCACUUUGAAAGCCAAUUAAGUGAACAGGCAAGACUUGUAUUUGUUCAUUUGACAGAGAAUCCAACCUACAUCUCUUCAAUACGUAUAAUUCAUCCCUUAGUUGCCAAGGAAAUUUUGCACCAACUCUCAAGUAACAAGCAACAGAGUGCAAUUGCAAUGGAUCUUCUUCAGGAAAAGUUGCUUUUCGAACACAGGUUUGGCAGAGAUGACUUUAUGAAGUUCAUUAGGAAUCUCUUCAUAAGGCGUUACAAAAGAAGCAAGGGAGACAACACUGAUAGCUUCUUUUCCCCGCUUAUUGAGCAUGUAUGCGAUGAAGAAGAAAACCCAACCAAAGCUAUGGCUCUUUUGAAAGUCGCUUAUACAAGUUUUGGUAAGGAUCCAUUCUUUGCACAACAACUUGCACGGCUACAUUACACACAUGAAAAAUUUGAGGAGGCCAAACAUUGGGCAGAAGUAGCAAAAUCACACCUGCCGCAUGACUCUUUCAUUUUGCACACAGAAGGUCAGGUUUAUAAGAAAUGGUUCAAUGUUAAAUAUGAUUUACUGGUCAAAGAGGAAGCAACAGCUGAAAAUACUGUCGAGAUAAUUGGAAUUGCACUAAAGGCAACAGAAUGCUUCAGAGCUUCUGAAAAAGAAGCUAAAUCAGAAGGUGAUUUUAUUAAUAACUCUGCCUAUUUUGGGGAAAUAGAUGUUGGUUGUCGUCUUUUGCAGCUCAUUUCGUCAGUUAAUGUGUUUUCAAAUGAAAGUGGACAUUCAGAGUUGCUGCACUACCUGCUUACAGAUCACAUUCCAGAAGAAGUAAAAAAGCCUUGGCACAAAUUACACAGCCGUUUGAAAGGUCUACAGAAAAGCUUAUGUGAGGCUCUUGAAUGGAUUUCUGAAGAUCUGAGUUACUUUCAAACUGAUAAAAGUGAAGAAGAAGAAGAAGAAAAAAGUAAAGAGCAGGAACACAUAUACAAUCCCCGGAAAUGGCUGCUAAGAAAAACCUCUGUCUAUGCAUGGUUUUUCAGUGAUACUUCAUUCAAAUCAGAUACCCACAAACUGGAUUUAGUGAAUCCAGAGGGUUUAACUCAAUUAAUGAGACGCAUGCGUAUCUACCAACUUGGCGGUGGCAACAUUACUACCAUCCUUUCUUUACUGACCGAUCACAAAACUAAAAGAUCAGGGGAAAAAUUGGAACAAAUAAUUAGCAUGUAUCCCGAGGACCUACAGCUAGACCCCAUAGACCUGGUGAACUACAUAUGCUGUCAGAUUGCACUAGGAUGUGCUUUACCUCGUUCUCCAAAGCUUGUUACUCUACAGAAACUUCAAGAACUUAGUCUGCAGCUCUAUAGCGAGAAAAACAACAGGUCUCCUGCCAGUGCCUUUUUUCUGCUUUCUUUAUUGUUUUGGCCUGAUGAAUCACAAGACAUGGCACCUAGUCAACAUAAAAAUAAAAUCCUGACAUCAGCAAUCGACACUUUGAAAGACCUGCAUGAAAUAAAAAUAAAAAAUGUACCUCCAAGAAAAAAGCGAAUCUUCACUCACUUUUACUUAGGACAAGGAAAAGGGCUUGACAGGUUCAUUCACAGAAGCAAGCUUGAAAAAUUCCUCAGUGGCACUCUAAAUGAAAGGAGAUUGAAGUGGCUCAGUGGUGAAGUUUGGGAAAAACCAGAAAUUACCAAGCUGUUGAAACGUGUUAAAGGAUGGACAGAGAAAGGUAGUGUUUUUGUACGGGGCGUCUGCAAGAAUACCAAGAUCAGAGUUCUCCCACUGUAUUCAGCUUCAGUGUCUGAUACAAAUGAAAAUGUAACAUUCUACUUGGGCUUUUCCUUUAAUGGCCCAGUUGCCUUGCGCAUUGAAACCCUUAAGUCAUACAACUUUAAACAAUAGUUACUUUAGCUACAGUAACAUUUCAAAUGUUGCGUCCGAUGACAGAUUCUUGCAGUUUGGACUGUCUGAUACUCAAAAGUUCCCACUGUAACCAAAAAUAAAAUUGCAUAUAGUGUAUAUAUGAGAACAUGUUAUACUUGUUAAGUUUUUGUUUAAUCUGUGUUUAUCAGUAAUACUGUAAUGGUUAAAAAAAAGUAAAUAUUUUGUUACUGGGGAAUUCCAAGCAAUCCAAUGGAAAAGUGUGUUUGUAGAUUUAAAUCAGUCUUUAUUUUUGUAAAAUUGAGUGCAUUUCAUGUAAACCAAAAAAAAAAAAUCUAAUAAAA
Messenger RNA from Polyodon spathula (Mississippi paddlefish), 4967 nucleotides. Its product is annotated as sterile alpha motif domain-containing protein 9-like. The transcript has 2 exons. NCBI's taxonomy places the organism in Eukaryota, Metazoa, Chordata, Actinopteri, Acipenseriformes, Polyodontidae. Gene Ontology annotation, cellular component: cytoplasm. Bases 1 to 4644 code for a protein of 1547 amino acids. The record is from RefSeq and is a predicted model, not a curated record. Gene Ontology annotation, molecular function: protein binding.